AUGGCGAAAAGCGCUUUGACAAUGGAUACAUAUUGCUUCCUGUACCGUGCUAAGAUGGACUUGGAUGGGUUGUCGCACGGCCCUAAGAAGAACGUCGUGCGGUACUACGAAGAUGGUGCAAAGUCUACGUCCGGAGGGAGAAAGUUCAAGGAAGUGGUUGCUCUUUCGUGCGAUACGCUAAGGAGCUACGCGGUCGACUCGUACUACAUCCAGUCUGUGACCGCUAAAGCUAUCGAGAACGUGCUAUCAGGUUCCCUUUGCCUUCUCAGCGGCGGGUGCCCAGGUGCCUUCGUAGAUAGAGGGCACACAAAAUCUGCAAGACCACGCGCACAAUGGGGCAGUGGCAUCCCAGCGCCUGUUCUCAGUGUUUUUCUGCUCAACCUGGCAGUUCUGAACCCUACAAGACAGUCCAGAUUUUCAGAGACUAGAAAGUCGACGCCUGAUGUAGAUACCUACUCCAUCGAGGAGGACUAUUGCACCAAAGAGAAUCAAGGACAUAUCUACUUAGACGUUCAUACUCGUAUUGCUCAAGCAAAGUUGGAGAUCAUAGACUGUUGUAACGACAUGACCACCUGCCAACAGCCACAGGACAACGCAAGUGCGCAGACGGAUAUUGAACAAGACGUGAGUCAGGAUGACAUCUGUGCGCUGCGUAAGGGACAUAUUCCCUGA
Messenger RNA from Aspergillus niger, 672 nucleotides. RefSeq lists its product as hypothetical. The record is from RefSeq and is a predicted model, not a curated record. Bases 1 to 672 code for a protein of 223 amino acids. Lineage: Eukaryota; Fungi; Ascomycota; Eurotiomycetes; Eurotiales; Aspergillaceae. The transcript is spliced from 8 exons.